AUGAGCAAUGUUGAAUGGGACGCCAAAGUUGUCAUCGGACAGAAGGCCAAGGCCCCGAAGGUCACCCGCAACACGUCCGACCUGAAUGGUGAAGCAGGCGCCGUGGUCGGGACGGAGAAGAAGACGGCGGGUGGGGUAAACAAAGCCCAUCAGGGCACCGACCACCAGAAGAUCGCGAAGCUCGACCGCGAGAACGAGGUUGCCCCGCCAGCGAAGAUCAGCCCGUCCGUCGGCAAGGCGAUGCAAACGGCGCGGAUGGAGAAGGGGCUCUCGCAGAAGGACGUGGCGGCGAAGAUCAACGAGAAGCAGAGCGUGCUGCAGGACUACGAGGCUGGCAAGGCGAUUCCCAACCCGCAGAUCCUGUCCAAGCUCGAGCGCGCCCUCGGCGUCAAGCUGCGCGGGUCAGACAUUGGGAAGAAGCUGGAGGGGCCGAAGAAGUCGUAG
Molecule: messenger RNA, 444 nt
Organism: Epithele typhae
Lineage: Eukaryota; Fungi; Basidiomycota; Agaricomycetes; Polyporales; Epitheliaceae
Product: ylMBF1
Exons: 4
Coding region: 1-444 (147 amino acids)
Cellular component (GO): nucleus
Molecular function (GO): DNA binding
Source: RefSeq, a predicted model, not a curated record